CUCUCUUCCACAGGAGGCCUACACGCCGCCGCUUGUGCUGCAGCCAUGUCUCUAGUGAUCCCUGAAAAGUUCCAGCAUAUUUUGCGAGUACUCAACACCAACAUCGAUGGGCGGCGGAAAAUAGCCUUUGCCAUCACUGCCAUUAAGGUAAGUG
Homo sapiens (human) is the source of this 154-nucleotide messenger RNA. RefSeq names its product ribosomal protein S18 (gene RPS18). The record is from RefSeq and is marked reviewed. NCBI's taxonomy places the organism in Eukaryota, Metazoa, Chordata, Mammalia, Primates, Hominidae. Gene Ontology annotation, cellular component: cytoplasm; ribosome; cytosolic small ribosomal subunit. Gene Ontology annotation, molecular function: nucleic acid binding; structural constituent of ribosome; RNA binding. Gene Ontology annotation, biological process: translation.